GUCGCCGCAGUAGCCCCGGGCGCCGCAGCACCCGCUCCGUCGGCGACCGCAGCGUCCUCACCGUAGCGCCCAGCCCGGACCCGCCGCCCGGCAGGAUGGCUGUAGCUCCUCCAAGUUACUGUUUUGUGGCCUUCCCACCGCGAGCUAAGGAUGGUCUGGUGGUGUUUGGGAAAAACUCGGCGCGGCCCAGAGAUGAAGUGCAGGAGGUGGUGUACUUCUCAGCCGCUGACCAUGAACCCGAGAGCAAGGUCGAGUGCACGUACAUCUCAGUCGACCAAGUCCCCAGGACCCAUGCCAUAGUGAUAAGCAGACCCGCCUGGCUUUGGGGGGCAGAAAUGGGAGCCAAUGAACAUGGAGUGUGCAUCGCCAAUGAAGCCGUCAGUGCCCGAGAACCAGCUGCUGAGACGGAAGCCUUGCUGGGGAUGGACCUGGUCAGGCUUGGUUUAGAGAGAGGGACAACAGCUAAAGAGGCCUUAGAUGCCAUCGUCUCCUUGCUGCAAGAGCAUGGCCAGGGCGGGAAUUACUACGAAGAUGCCAGCUCCUGCCACAGCUUCCAGAGCGCGUUCCUGAUCGUGGAUCGUGAGGAGGCCUGGGUGCUCGAGACCGUCGGGAAGUUCUGGGCUGCCGAGAGAGUCACAGAGGGAGUGAAGUGCAUUUCCAACCAGCUGUCGCUCACCACCAAGGUGGAUGAAGAGCACCCUGAGCUCAGGAGUUAUGCUCAGAGUCAAGGCUGGUGGACCGGAGAGGACGAGUUCAAUUUUUCCCAAGUGUUUUCUCCAGCUGAUGACCACCUAGACUGCUGUGCGGGCAAAGACAGCUUAGACAAACAAGAAGAAAGCAUCACCGUGCAGACUAUGAUCGAUGUCUUACGGGACAAAGCCAGUGGGGUCUGCAUAGACUCGGAAUCCUUCCUCACCACGGCCAGUGUAGCGUCUGUCCUGCCUCAGAAUAGGAGCCUGCCGUGCAUCCACUACUUCACCGGGACCCCAGACCCUUCCAGGUCCAUAUUCAAGCCUUUCAUCUUUGUCGAUGAUGUGAAACUCGUCCCUAAAACGCGGUCUCCCUGUUUUGGGGACGACGACCCUGCCAAAAAGGAGCCUCGAUUCCAGGAGAAACCUGACCGCCGGCACGAGCUGUACAGGGCCCACGAGUGGGCCCGCUCCAUCCUCGAGAGUGACCAGGAGCAGGGUCAGCAGCUGAGGAAGACCAUGCUGGAGCUGGAGAAGCAAGGCCUGGAGGCCAUGGAGGAGAUCCUGAGCAGCUCCGCGCCCCUGGACCCCGCCGAAGUGGGAGACCUUUUCUAUGACUGUGUUGACACGGAGAUCAAGUUCUUUAAGUGAAGUAAGCGUCCCCCUCCCCUUCUUAUUUAAAACUUCCCACCUUACUAAGUUACCAGCAAAACACGCCCCUCUGCUGUUUGAGCAAACCAAGAACGUACAGAUGUGGCCUCCCUCUCAAGCCGGACGGACCUGCUCCCUGGCGGCCUGCCUUCAACCUGCCGUGUCCCUCCCGCCCCGGUCUGCAGCGUGGCUGCCCUCCUUUGCCGGGUCCCUUGUCUCCUGCUGGCCUGUCAUUGGUCCGUGUGACCCACUGUGGACCUGAGGCUGCUGUCAUUGUGUUUCAGCGACAGUAGGCUCAGUAGCCUUCCCCUCGGUGGCAGAGUGCCUCGUACCUGGGGGGGGAAGGCUCCGCAGGGCCGGGCUGGCGGGAGGAGCGGCCUCUCUGCGGGAUCUCACUCUUCCUCUGCGUAACGGGUCCUGCAGGUUAACAAAAGGCACUUGUCUGCACGCACAGGGCUCUUGUGUGUGGAGUUGAGGGGGUGGCUCUCCGGCUCCCCUUCACUGGAGUGCAUGUCAGUGGCCCUGCACGUGUCUCCUGGGGGACAAGACCAACAGGGAGAACCUUCCUGGUCCUCGGUCCCCACCUUGUUCCCGUGAUCUGGAAGAACCCGUCUUCCCAUGUACCGUGCUCCUAUGCGGUGGGCCCCAGAAGUGUCCUGUGCAGGAGACCUGGUCACCUGUCGGCCACCAUGUGGGUCUCCCCACAGGCACUCCUGCCACUUGGAUGCAGCCCUGGGUAGACAUGGUUCCGGAUCGGGUCAUCAGCGUCUCGUCUAGGACCUUUUCAACAGCCCACAAAGCUGUGCAUCUCAGGAGGGGAGGGAGAGGACAAACUAUCGACUCUCUAGAUUUCAGGUGGCGUAGCUGGCCUCUGAGCAGUCACUCCAUUAUCUCUGCACAGAGGCUUGGAUUAAAUGGAUCUGUUUCAACCUGGUGUCCACAUAAAGGAUCUGGCUCACCAGCACAGCAUAGAAAGUGCAGGGCAGAGCAGAUGGGCUUAGCCUUGGGAAGACAGAGGGCAGGCAGGUGGCAGAUGGAUGGAGACGCAUUCUCUGCGGGUUAACCGUCCCACCCCCGCCCUGCCUGGCCAGCCUGGAAAGCCUACAAAUGUGUGUGUGAAGUGGCCAGCUUCCAACUCCUCCCCACCAAGUCCUCACACCCCACAUGUCCUGGUAGUUGUCUUCAAAGCAGCAGGGAAAGUGAGGGGAUGGUGGUGGGGAGAGGGGCCUCUCCAUCUGCUGAAACUCUCGACUCCUCUGGAAGUGGCAUGGGGCUAGCGAUGGUUAGGGGAAGCGAUUGCUAAGAAAGCAGCCAGUGGGAGAGCGCCAUCCGGGCAGGAAGUGGCAGAUGGGACCAUUGUGAGAGCUUGUCGUCUCGGAGGUGGCCUGAGUGAAUGCCUCCCCACAGGAGUGUCCCAGGCCACGUGGGAGACCACGCCCCUCGUCACAUAGAUGCCACCUGGGCAGCAGCGGCUGCAAAACGACCUCUUUUUCCACCGAUCCUCCCUUAAGUGUGGGCUUUGCGCUCGGCCGUUUUGUAAAUUCCGAGUGAGAGGGGGAAGAGCAUUUCAGCUGGCCGAUGAUGGCGUCAGUAGUGGUGGCUUCUGUGCCUUUGAGCUUUGUGCAGGUUUGACUCGGGCUUUCCCCUUAGGUAGAGCGGCCACUCUGAGAGCGUCUGUCCACAAGUGCUAAGGGGAGGGGUGAGGUGCAAGGAGAAUGCAGGUACUUGUCCUCCCCCAAGUCCACCUGCCAAGUGGUUACUGAAAGCAAGAUGAUGCAGUCACUCUGAAUUUCAUGGUGUGGUCUCGUCGCCACCACCCAGUGUGGGAGCAGAUCAUCAGGUCUGACAUGGCUGAGACAGCUGCACUGAUUCAGGGUUUGAGCCAAAGCAGUGUAGGGAGACCACAUCCCUCUUAUGGGUCACACGGAGGUCGCGGCUAGCCUUGCCAGCCUCAUGCAUUACCCAGCAACGUGGUGGGAAACCCAGAGGCUGCUUCUGAGAGGGGAUGUAGACUGUGGUCAAGUGGUCCUGACGGUGAUGUAUUAGACUGAUCACUAGAGGGCGCUACAGCCAACUGGGGGCAUAGCCUGGCUGAGGGUAACCUGGCCUUGGUUUGGAUCAUCAAGCACCGAGGUGGCCCACAGGUGGCUUCUUUGUGCUUUGGGAUGGAUGGUGAAACACAAGACAACAGCAAAGAACCUGCUGUUGUGCUUAGACUCAUGUUGAGUGACUGUUAUCUACUAAAUGAACAGUUGCAAAGUUGUUGGAUUUUCAGCAGGCUGUUCAUGGUGGCAGUGGUGGGGUGUUUGCUUUUAAAUGGAAAAAAUGCUUAUUACAUGGAUCAUUACUUGGCCAGAAUUAUCAGCUCUUCUGAAGGUAAGACAGGCGAGAAUAUUCACAAUGAAAUAUGGAAGUGAUGUUUGAAGGGCGCAGUGUGAAACAGCCUCUUAGAAUACCCUUUGUGUACCUAGUAAGACUGGGGUGGCAGCGGCUGUGCGUGCUUUGUGCAGGGAGAAGACGUGGCGCACGUCAAGGACGGCCCUGACGGUGUCAUGUCAUUCCCCACUCUCGUGGCCCUCACCAGGGGAUGGGAUUCAGCACAGGUAAAGCCCACCUUCACCCACAAGGGUGCAGGCUCCAGGAGGAAUGGAUUAGGGGAACAGAACUAGUACUUGGUCAGUGUUGGAGAGGUGUGUGACUCCAGUUAGAAUAAGUACAUAAUCAAGAUGAUGGCGACUCUGAGGUCCCGGUCACCGCGGUAAACCCCUGUAUUACUACUAUCAGGAGCCCUAAUCCUACAAGCUCACAGAGCAGGCAGGUCCUAGAGCACCUCGGCAGUAACUUCCUUUACUACUGGGCAAAUCGUUAGAUCUGAACACUGGAUGAUCAGCCAGGCAAGUUUGCUUCCUCACCGAUCAUCCCACGGUGGCCCUGGUGUCAAAUACCCUAUGGCUGGCCCAACGGGGAAGCCAGAUAAGACCGGUGCGCUCCUGACUGAAGAGCCAUCUGCCCUUGGAGGAAGCUCUUCCACUGAGCUCAGCUCUAGGAGGGAAGCAGGGAGGUUGGGGGGAGCACCCGCCUCGCUGAGAGUGGCAGGUGGCGAGUACGGCGGUCCCAUUCCAGCACUCCCUUACGCUUCCCUAUAGCCGUAGCUGUGGCGUUUCAUCCCACAGUCCAAGUCCCAGCUCCCCUCCUGUGGUUGUGUCCCAGUGUGCUGUGUCUGGUUGACUCCAAACACCCUGCAAUGUCCCAUGCAGAUUUCUCGUGGGAACCAAUAUGUACACGUUUGCAAUCAUGUUGUGAGAAUUUAAAUGUGUUGCCUGAAAAACACUAUUAGCAGGGAAUAAUAAAAAAAAUCUUCCUGUUUCCUGCAGGGGGAACUGACCUUGUAGUCUUAACAGUCUUUUGUACAAAUACCUACAGACCAGAUAACGUCCUUAGUCAUGCUUGCCCUUGGAAAUGUCUCUAAAUGCAUUGAGCCUACAAUAAAAAAAAAAAAAAAAAACAAAAAACAAAAAA
Molecule: messenger RNA, 4859 nt
Organism: Lepus europaeus (European hare)
Lineage: Eukaryota; Metazoa; Chordata; Mammalia; Lagomorpha; Leporidae
Gene: SCRN1
Product: secernin 1
Exons: 8
Coding region: 96-1340 (414 amino acids)
Biological process (GO): proteolysis
Molecular function (GO): cysteine-type exopeptidase activity; dipeptidase activity
Source: RefSeq, a predicted model, not a curated record